Messenger RNA from Rotaria sordida, 585 nucleotides. NCBI's taxonomy places the organism in Eukaryota, Metazoa, Rotifera, Eurotatoria, Philodinida, Philodinidae. The record is from the annotation of a GenBank genome assembly.
AUGAAUAGUACUAAUCGAUAUUCGACGUCAGUUAUCAUUUAUCUAUGUUUAUACUUUAAAAAAAAAAAGGCUUCAACAACAUUGUUUCAUCUCGAUCAACGAGUAUCCAUUGCUGGCAAAGGUUUAGGAACUAUUGCAUUUAUUGGAAAAACAGAAUUUGCUGAUGAUAGAACAUUUCUACGAUAUUUUACAUGUAAUGAUAAUCAUGGUCUAUAUGUACGACCUGGACACAUUGAAUCUGUAAUUAGUAAUUUACAAUCAAAUCUAACUCGAUCAUCUUCAAAUCAUUCAAUACAAUCUGAAGGUAGUACAGGAAGUAUUCCACCGUCAUCAACUUCAACAAUUCCAAGAACAAGUGCUGUACCAACAAAACAAAGAGGACUUCGUGCACCAACAUUAGGUACAACUACUAAACUUCUAGGAUCUGAUGGUGAUAUUGAUCAAACAGAUAAAAAAAAACGUCGUGAUGAUUUUGAAAAACUUAAAGAAUUUGAACGUACAAAACUUCAACUUGAUCAAUUACAAACAUAUAAACGUGAAACACAAGAACGUAUUAAAGAAUUAAAUGAUAAAUUACAACAAUAA